UAUAAAACCUCGCAAUCUAGGGUUGAAGAAACAUUUACUUUGCUGCUAAAAUCGCCGAAGUCCUCAGUGUGACAAAUCUGCAAUCUUCUUCAAGCAGCCAUGAUUAUUUCAGAGAAAAACCGUAGAGAGAUCUCCAAGUACCUCUUCCAAGAGGGAGUGUGCUAUGCGAAGAAGGAUUACAACUUGGCCAAGCAUCCAUUGAUCGAUGUGCCAAACCUACAAGUGAUUAAGCUGAUGCAGAGCUUUAAAUCUAAGGAGUAUGUUAGGGAGACAUUUGCUUGGAUGCAUUACUACUGGUACCUUACAAAUGAUGGAAUUGAGUUCCUCAGGACUUACCUUAACCUUCCUUCUGAGAUUGUACCUGCUACUUUGAAGAAGUCCGCUAAGCCUCUUGGUCGUCCUAUGGGUGGACCUCCAGGCGAUCGUCCCCGUGGCCCACCAAGGUUUGAUGGUGAAAGGCCAAGGUUUGGCGACAGGGAUGGUUACCGUGCUGGACCUAGAGGUCCACCUGGUGAGUUUGGAGGUGAGAAAGGUGGAGCUCCAGCUGACUACCAGCCUGCUUUCAGGGGUUCUGGUGGAAGACCUGGAUUUGGCCGUGGAUCUGGUGGUUUUGGCGGUGCACCCCCAAGCUCAAGUUUCUCUUAGAUUCCUGCCAUCUUAGACUAGGUGGUUGUUUCAAUUUUGAAAUCAGAUGUUGACAUCACUUGGUUUUUCGGUUUCUUGUUAAACUUAAUAGUACAAUCAGGGCAAUUUUAUCUUUGUUGAUCUUUAGAGAACCAUAAGUUUUGCGUCUGUUACUUGUUUGUUUUAUGUUUUUAAUCCAUUGAGAUAUACUUGCAAUUCAUGUUAUUCCAAGUGACAGUCUCUCCAAUGAUAGCUUGGUAAAACAGUAUUCUCUAA
This is a messenger RNA of Lycium ferocissimum, 900 nucleotides long. RefSeq names its product small ribosomal subunit protein eS10z-like. Gene Ontology annotation, cellular component: cytosolic small ribosomal subunit. The transcript is spliced from 5 exons. The record is from RefSeq and is a predicted model, not a curated record. Gene Ontology annotation, molecular function: structural constituent of ribosome; RNA binding. NCBI's taxonomy places the organism in Eukaryota, Viridiplantae, Streptophyta, Magnoliopsida, Solanales, Solanaceae. Bases 100 to 645 code for a protein of 181 amino acids.